AUGGCUUCCGUGCCGCCAUUGCCGGAUCAACAAAGCACUGUCUACUUCCGCUACGACAACCACGCACGCCUGUCUUCGGCAUCGACGCACAUCAGACUCAUCGAACUCUACCCAUCCAGACACGGAGUAGACACCGGACCAGGCUCAACGGACGAAGACGAUGCACGACGCUCUGCGGCACACUACUCGAGCCCCCUGAGAUGCAGCAUCACAACCACCCCGAUCGCCACGCCGCGGCCCUACGAGGCGCUAUCGUACACCUGGGGUCCGCCGACAAAAUCCCACAGCAUUGACGUCGCGAGUGGCGGGCGCCUCGGCAUCACGGCCUCCCUCGACACGACGCUGCGGCACCUCCGCCGGAGAGACGGGCCCGUGACGAUCUGGAUCGACCAGAUCUGCAUCAACCAGGAGGACGCCGCUGAGAAGAACGACCAGGUGCCCCUAAUGGCGCAGAUCUACAGCAAGGCGGACCUCGUCCUCGUCUGGCUAGGCCCGGCGGCGGACGACUCCGACGCGCUGAUGGACUGUUGGCAGGACGUCGGCCAGGCGGCUCGCGACCUGGACUUCGAGAGCUAUCUCACCAAGGAGCGUCUGCCUCUUCUGAACCGGGCCCUGCUGAACCGUGAUCCCGAAGACCCGGUGACGGUGCAGUUUCAGGCGCUGCUCAAGAGGGCGGUGCCCAUGUUCGACUCGCUGCUGAGGGCGAUCAUCGCCUGGAACGACAGGCCCUGGUUCGGCCGCGUCUGGACGAUCCAGGAGCAGGCCCUGGGCGCCAGGACGUUCUUCGUGUGCGGGGCGAAGACGGUGGACGUCGACCUGGUGCCCCUGGCCACGAUGAUCUUCGACAAGUGCAUCAUCAGGCAAGACGCGGAGAACCGCGCCGACCCGGAGCACAUUAAGCUGAUGGGCGUGGCCCAGAGCCACCGGUUCGGUUCCCUGAUGGCCCUCCGACGCCGACGACGGACCUUCGUCAAGGGCGAGGGCCCCGGGGACGACCUGUACCAGAUCAUGAAGAAGACGUACGUCAACGGGGACGCCCAGGCGACCCUGCCCCGGGACCGGAUCUACGGCCUUCUCAGCAUCGCCGUGGCGUCGGAACAGCUAGGAAUCACGCCGGACUACGCCUCCCCAGAGUGUGGUCCGACCUUCGUGGAGGCCGCCCGCGCUCUCAUUCGCGCCGGCCACGUUCAGGUGCUUUCCUUCUCGCAGUUCCCCAAGGACGUCAACGGGUUGCCGUCCUGGGUCCCCGACUGGAGAUCGACGCUGACUCGCUCAUACCUAUUCACUUUUGAAGACGUCGAUGGGCUCCCCAUUCGAGCCGCGGGCGACAGCACGGUCGAGGUCGUGCCCGCAGGGGACCCGAGCGUGCUGGGGAUACGCGGCCUGGUUGUCGACAUCGUCGAGGAGACGGGCGACGUGUGGGACUCCGAUGCGGGGAGUGAGUCUCGCUUUAGAAACCUACAGACGAUCAAAACGCUCUGCGACAAGUCGUCGGGGAGAGGAUACGAGAUCUACGAGAGCAGCGAGAGGCGCGCCGAAGCAGCGUGGAGGGUGCCAGUGGGCGAUCUGUUCUGGAGCAGGGAGGACGGCUACCGCCGGGCCAUCUCGUCUGACGGGGCAUACUACGAGGACUGCCUGGCCGUCCUGAAGAUCCUCGUCGAGGGCUUCGGCCCCGUCGAGCAUCCAGAGGAGCGCCAGCGGCGGCUGGAGGCGUUCUACGAGCUGAUCCCGCGGCAGUCGGUCUACAGCGAGAACAUGGACAAGAUGACGGGUAGGCGGCCGUACGUGACGCGGCAGGGUUACCUGGGCAUGGCCCCUGGCGGCGCACGUCCUGGAGACGCGGUCGUGAUACCGCUCGGCUCUCGGAUCCCGUACGUCCUGAGACCGUCCGGAGACGGGACGACGUACGAGUUUGUGGGCGAGGCGUACUGCGACGGUGUCAUGGACGGCGAGAUGUUGACUAAGCGGCGGCGGGAGACCAUCCUGAUUGCUUGA
Messenger RNA from Colletotrichum destructivum, 1995 nucleotides. Its product is annotated as Putative heterokaryon incompatibility. The record is from RefSeq and is a predicted model, not a curated record. NCBI's taxonomy places the organism in Eukaryota, Fungi, Ascomycota, Sordariomycetes, Glomerellales, Glomerellaceae. The coding region runs from base 1 to 1995 and encodes 664 amino acids. The transcript has a single exon.